AUGACGCCUCAAGGCCCUCGCAUAGCUGUGACGGAUCCCCUGGCCGACCUUCGCGCUGGCCUCCGAACAAAGGCCGAUGGCUCACCCAUCCUCACCUUUGACGAAGCUUCUCGUCCGCCCAUGUCCAGGCGCAACAGCGAUGCCUCAAGCAUUGGCGAUGCCCCCGAAGACUUCGACGAGUUCGACUGGAGCGAGGAUGAAGAGGAGCAGCAGCAGAAGAAGAAGGAGGACGCCCAAGCGUAUGCCAUUAGCCAGAGGCGAAAGAAGAUCAGUCCCUUCACAAUCAUUCGCUGGCUGGCAACGACUUUUCUUGGCAACUUUAUUAUCAGCGCGUCUCUCGCUGUUCCGGUCAUUGUCAUCCAAUUCGUCUAUCGUCCCGACAAGGGCGACAACAGCGCCGAGGCUCAACACAAGACGUAUGUCGCCGACAACAUCCAGGCCUGGUUUAUCUGGGCUGCCUUCAACCUCCACGUCGAGUGGUGGAUCCAUCUUCUCGUCGAACUCUUUCCGCGCUUCGUAUUGAGCAUCGUCAAGCUCUUUUGGGGCGGCAUCAACCAGAAGGCCCUCACCGGGGCUGAGUACUUCAACGCCAUCAAGGGCUACCUCAAGCCUAUCUUCUACGCCGCUCUCUCGUGGGGAUCAUGGGCCAUCAUCUUCAACUCCAUUUACAACCUUUACACUCGAACCAACCCAGAGACGGAGAGUCGGGCUAAGUAUCUAUACCGCAUCUACCAGGUCAUCGAAUUUCUCUUCUUCGUCUCCAUCACCAUCUGUGCCUCGAAGAUCCUCGUCAGGAUUAUUUCGAUGCGCUUCCACAAGACAGCCUACGCUGAUCGUAUCGCCAAGACGACAAAGGCGCUAAAGGUCUUCGAUCAUCUCAAGGACUAUCGGCCCAAGAGCCCACAAGGUGCUAGGACGCCGGCUGCGGGUGCCAGAACGCCUUUUAGUGCGCAUCCCUCGCCCACAGCAGAAAAGCCGUCCACCGUCACGCCCGCCGACGCAUACAUCGGCGAUGAUGAGGGCGACAACACAUCGCCUUCGCCGAAGCGAGGCUUUUUUGGCCGCAAGACGCACGCCGAGCGACGUCCAGCAGCUGAGCCCGUCACUGACAAGCUGCCCCCGCGCCAGAUUGGCCCUGAUUCGCAGGACCCAACGACACCCGGUUCUACCAAGCGACCCCGUGCUUCAAGGGCUACGACUGCUGUCAAGAACAAGACGGCUCAAGCCAGCGCCAUGGCGAGAGUGGCCAUGAACGACCCUACCAAGCUGCUCGACAGCAAGAAUGUCGGUGUCGACCUUGACGUCACGUCGCCGGCAGAAGCUCGUCGGCUGGCAAGGAGCAUCUUCCUGGCCUUCCGCGGCAAGCAUCGACGUAACUAUCUCGUACCCGAAGAUUUCUACGUCGCUUACAAGGAUCACAACGAGGCAAAGGAGGCGUUUGCCGUUUUUGACACGGAUGGAAACGGUGACAUCUCGUCGUCGGAGAUGAAGCGAACGAUCGUCAACACCUACAAGGAGCGCAAAUUUAUUUCCAAAUCUCUGAAGGAUGCCAGCCACGCCCUGUCGCAGCUCGACAUGAUUUUCCUCAUCAUUGCCUUCAUCAUUCUCAUCUUUGAGAGCUUCGCCAUCUUCAACGUCUCGAUUGAGAAGUCGCUUACGACGUUUUACACCCUGGCGAUUGGCGCUUCGUUCAUCUUCAAGGAGUCUGCACAGAACGUCUUUGACUCAAUCAUCUUUUUGCUCGUCACCCAUCCCUUUGACACCGGCGACCGCAUCGUCGUUGAUGACGCCGUCAUGACGGUGCGCAAGAUGUCGCUCCUCUCGAGCGAAUUUAUCCUUUGGGACAAUACUCAGAUCUUCAUUUCGAACUCCCUCCUCAGCCAGAUGUUCAUCACCAAUCUGCGAAGGUCUGGAUUCCAGUGGGAGUGCGUCACGAUGCAAGUCGCCUACGACUCGCCCCUCGAGUCACUAGACGCCGUUCAAGCCGAUCUCAUUCACUGGCUCCAGACAGAGCCUGAGCGAAUGUUUGAGCCAUCGACGGCCAUCGUCCCUCAGACGAUCGAUUUCCAGCGAUCGAUCACAGUCACCAUUGGCAUGACGCAUCGGGACAAUUGGCAAGACUGGGGAGGUCGCUGGGCUAGGCGAAAUGCCUUUUUUGCGGCCGUCUGCUACUACAUGAAGAAGCACGGUAUCAAAUACCUCAACAGCAACCAGCCGAUCAUCUACUGGACCGAGGACGCGGCCCAGCCUCCUCCUAAUUACGAAUCGGCACCUCGCGAAGCUGCUGAUGGCGACGAGGACGACGAUGACGACAGCCGUCGACCCAUCAGCGCGGACAACAACGGCCAGGUCAAUGACAAUUUCGCUCCCGCCGACAUACCUACGCGUCUCAACGGCAAGCCAAAAUCAUUCAUGAAUUUUACGCCCCCGUCCGACGAAAUCGAAGGGGCUGGUCUGCGCAUUCGCAAGUCGCGGCAGGCUCGCAAAGGUCUCGCAACACAAGGUGGCGAUGGAUGA
Acaromyces ingoldii is the source of this 2517-nucleotide messenger RNA. RefSeq lists its product as hypothetical. Gene Ontology annotation, cellular component: membrane. The record is from RefSeq and is a predicted model, not a curated record. Gene Ontology annotation, molecular function: calcium channel activity; calcium ion binding. The transcript is spliced from 2 exons. The coding region runs from base 1 to 2517 and encodes 838 amino acids. Gene Ontology annotation, biological process: calcium ion transmembrane transport; intracellular calcium ion homeostasis. NCBI's taxonomy places the organism in Eukaryota, Fungi, Basidiomycota, Exobasidiomycetes, Exobasidiales, Cryptobasidiaceae.